AUGAAGAAAAUCGGCAAGAGUCUGCUCAGCAGAAAGUCGUCUCAGGACUCGGCGUCGUCGAAGAAAGAGUCGAAGCAGGGGCAUGCAGCGCAAGCGGCCUCCGCGCCCCCGCCUCCGCCUCCUAACACCUCCAAGCCGCUUCCACAGCCAGUGCAGUCAACCCAGCAUCACAAUAACUACUCUGCAAACUCUCGCUUGGGCCAACAAUCAGAUCGCAGAUCCGCCCCAGAUUUAACCCAGACGGCCCCUCCCAUCGUCGUCGUCUCCUCAGAUCCUGCCCAGGAUCGCCCCAACCACGCCCAGGACAGGCAUUCCCUCGGCCUUGACCACUCAUCCCCGACGCCUCCCAGAAACACUACCCUCAACCGUCUCCGUGCUGCUCCCAAAGACACAAUCCCCAUCGUAGGAAAACCUCCCCGCAAACAGCGCAGCAGCAGGUUCGUCGUCACAGAAAAGGUCGAGAUCGAGCGUUUGCCUCCUUUCAAUGAAACACCUCCCAGCGAGCGCCCAGGUCUCUUCAUCAGAAAGCUGGCACAAUGUCGCGUUCUCUUCGAUUUCAACGAUGCCAGCUCCGAGCUCAAGGGCAAGCAGAUAAAGGCACAGACCCUCCAUGAGAUGCUCGAAUACAUCACAACCCAGCGCGGUGUUAUCACAGAAAACGUCUACCCAGAAGUCGUUAACAUGUUUGCCACAAACCUCUUUCGCUCCAUACCCCCUCCCGUCAAUCCAACAGGAGACGCUUUCGAUCCAGAAGAAGACGAGCCAGUCCUCGAGCUUGCCUGGCCUCACCUUCAAAUCGUAUACGAAUUCUUUUUGCGCUUCGUCGAAAGCCCAGACUUCAACACCAACCUUGCAAAGCGAUACAUCGAUCAGCCCUUUGUCUUAAACUUGCUCGAGCUCUUCGAUUCAGAAGAUCCACGAGAACGCGAUUUCCUCAAGACAACUCUCCAUCGCAUCUACGGAAAAUUCCUCAACCUCCGCGCCUUUAUCCGACGCUCCAUCAACAAUGUAUUCUUCCAAUUCAUCUAUGAAACUGAACGCCACAACGGUAUCGCUGAGCUUUUGGAAAUCCUCGGUUCCAUCAUCAACGGUUUCGCCUUGCCCCUCAAGGAAGAGCACAAGGUCUUCCUUACACGUGUCCUCAUCCCUCUCCACAAAGUCAAGUCCCUCUCCUUGUAUCACCCCCAACUCGCCUAUUGCGUCGUACAAUUCUUGGAAAAGGAUCCCACUCUGGCCGAGGAUGUCAUGCUCGGCUUGCUCAAGUACUGGCCCAAGGUCAACUCGCCCAAGGAGGUCAUGUUCCUCAACGAGGUCGAGGAGGUUCUCGACGUCACCGAUCCCAUCGAGUUCCAAAAGAUCCAGGUCCCUCUGUUCCAGCAGCUGGCUCGCUGUAUCAAUAGCCAGCAUUUCCAGGUCGCCGAACGCGCGCUGCUCUACUGGAAUAACGAAUACGUCGUCAAUCUCAUGAGCGACAAUCUGUCCGUCAUUCUUCCCAUUGUAUUCCCUGCAUUGUACAACAAUUCGAAAUCACACUGGAAUCGGUAUUUAUCUCUUCACGACUUUUUCCAUCAGUGCUGCCCUUCUAAACCCAUCUCCAGCACCAUUCAUGGCAUGGUUUACAAUGCCUUGAAGCUAUUUAUGGAGAUCAACCCUGACCUCUUUGACGAAACACUUCAACAUUACAAGCAGACCAAAUUCCGCAACAGAGAGCAAGAGCAUGCUGUAUCACAGUACGCCGCUUGGCAAAUGCUGCGAGAGAAGGCUAUCCGCAAUAACGGUGGUUCACUUCCAGAGGGUUAUGUGGAGCCCCCUCGGGAACCCCCGCCACCUCCCACCGCGAUUGAUGAUUCUGAAAUUCUCGACCUCUCCAUGGAGCUGAAUGCCGCUUCCAUCGACGACAUGCAAGGGGACUUGGAUGAAUCAGGCAUUGAGCGAGUUCCCAUGGCAGAUCCUGGAUUAGAUGUUGGACACCACGAGAACAUUGUCGGUGCUGAACAUGGUCUCCACACCCGUCGAAAGAGUGUGCUACCAGUGGAUCCAAGCGUCCUCAGGGAUCUGCAAGCACAUAGAAGUCUUGAUGACGCCCCCAUCCUACCUGGUCGUUGA
Coprinopsis cinerea okayama7#130 is the source of this 2106-nucleotide messenger RNA. Its product is annotated as protein phosphatase PP2A0 B subunit gamma isoform. The coding region runs from base 1 to 2106 and encodes 701 amino acids. The record is from RefSeq and is a predicted model, not a curated record. The transcript is spliced from 7 exons. Gene Ontology annotation, cellular component: protein phosphatase type 2A complex. Gene Ontology annotation, molecular function: protein phosphatase regulator activity. Gene Ontology annotation, biological process: signal transduction. NCBI's taxonomy places the organism in Eukaryota, Fungi, Basidiomycota, Agaricomycetes, Agaricales, Psathyrellaceae.